Molecule: messenger RNA, 921 nt
Organism: Theobroma cacao (cacao)
Lineage: Eukaryota; Viridiplantae; Streptophyta; Magnoliopsida; Malvales; Malvaceae
Product: dynein light chain 1, cytoplasmic-like
Biological process (GO): microtubule-based process
Cellular component (GO): cytoplasmic dynein complex
Molecular function (GO): dynein intermediate chain binding
Source: RefSeq, a predicted model, not a curated record
AGGAAGUCUAGAACCCAAAUACAAAAUAGUACAUCGUUUUCAUUGAUUCUAAACUUAGUAAAGGCACUGAUUCCUUGCUUAAUAUCUGCCUCACCUGCUUUACCCUUUGCCAUAACAUCUCAAAAUAUAGUUACAGAUACAGUGACGUGGGAGAUGAGGUGAAAGGGAAAUUCUUAAAAAGAAAAAGAAACAUGGCAGCUUGAAAGUCCAAAGGAACAUCGGAUGAUUGUUCCUUCAGGCUAGGAAAGAGGGACGAGGCUGUGACUAGACAGAAGUAAGCUUCUCUGUUUCUUUCUGCUAAAAUCUCUUUCCUCCCAGUCUCCCAGGUUUCUUUGAUAUCAGCUGGUUGAGAGAAAGAAAGGAAGAGAUGUUGGAAGGUAAAGCUGUGAUUGAAGAGACAGACAUGCCCUUGAAGAUGCAGGCUCAAGCCCUGGCUUCUGCUUCUCGGGCUCUUGAUCUCUAUGAAGUCUUUGACUGCAUUCCCAUCGCUGCCUAUAUUAUAAAGGAUUUCGACGAGAUGUACGGGCCUGGAUGGCAAUGCGUGGUGGGUACAAACUUCAGUUGCUUCUUCACCCAUUUAAAAGGAACUUUCAUCUAUUUUGCUUUGGCCACUCUCAACUUUCUCAUCUUCAAGGGGAGCUGUAGUUCCACUUCUUCAUGAAGUUGAGCUGGUUUGAUGGCGGACUGUGAAAGAAAGACAGAAAGUCCUUGAUGAGAUAGGAAGGUGGCCAUCUUUGGAUUCUUCCUUCUGUUGGAUGAUGAAUCAUUGAAUACUUUGAAGCUGCAUGUCUAAGGCCUAUUUUUGUUUGCUUAUGUAAAUUGAUGCUAGUCAUUGCCAUCACUACCUUCCAUUUUCUCCCAAGUGGAAUUAAUUGAAACGCAGUGCAUUGAUCAAAUCGAUAACAACAACAUACAUACAUA